ACUUCCAACUGUCAAAAAACUUAAAUAGAAACGACAAAAUUUUGUUAUAUUUCUUUAUAUUUGAUGAAACUUGACUGAGGUUUUCCCUAAAAUGUUUUCUACUAGUUCUCAACGAAAGUUCUGGACUUUCAGUGAUGAAAAUGAACUCGCUCGACACCGGGAGAAGCAUAAUUUGAACUUCAUAUCAAAACAUGGACAACAUAUCGACGAAUAUCAAAGGUACAACUUCUUUUUAUCACCAGAGGAAGAACGACUACUACUACGACAAUAUGAACUUCAUUUGAAGGAGUUUUGUAAAAGAUUUUCCCCGCCAAUGCCUAAAGGCGUUACUGGGACAGCCUUUCAUUAUUUCAAACGGUUUUAUCUGUACAAUUCGUCAAUGGAUUACCAUCCGAAAGAGAUUCUAGCGACUUGUGUGUACUUAGCUUGUAAAGUUGAAGAGUUUAAUGUAUCUAUCGGUCAGUUUGUAGCAAAUAUUAAGGGAGACCGCGAUAAAGCAUCUGACAUAAUAUUAAACAAUGAAUUACUUUUAAUGCAACAAGUAAACUAUCACUUGACAAUACAUAAUCCUUUUAGACCUGUUGAAGGAUUUCUAAUUGAUAUAAAAACAAGAUGUAACCUGGCAAAUCCUGAACGGUUACGAACUGGUAUAGAUGAGUUUUUGGAAAAGGUAUUUCUGACCGAUGCAUGUCUUUUGUACGCACCUUCACAAAUAGCAUUAGCCGCCGUCUUACAUGCUGCAAGCAAAGAGCAAGAAAAUUUAGACAGCUACGUAACAGAUAUGCUAUUCCGUGAUGCUGGACCUGAUAAGUUAGCAAUUUUAAUUGAGGCAGUUCGUAAAAUCCGUUCAAUGGUCAAGAUGGUCGAGAGUCCAGCGAGAGAAAGAGUUAGAGUGAUUGAGAAGAAGUUGGACCGUUGUCGGAAUCAAGAGAAUAAUCCGGACAGUGAGAUAUAUAAGAGACGUGUGCGAGAGGCACUUGAUGAAGAUGAUAUUCCUCAGGGUGGAGCUAGCAGGAUGUCUCUAGACACUAGCGGAGUGUCACAGAUGUUGUCACCAUCUGCCUCAUAGAAUUUGUUAUCAAGUCCGAGUUUCAAUGGCUGUAACACUUAAAUCAAAAAUGUCUGAUUUUUUUCAAAGAGAGAUAUUUAUCUAGGUGUUUUAAAAGUGGAAAUUCACCCUUAGGUUAAUU
This is a messenger RNA of Papilio machaon (common yellow swallowtail), 1190 nucleotides long. It is a transcript of the gene CycH, whose product is annotated as cyclin-H. The transcript has a single exon. Gene Ontology annotation, molecular function: cyclin-dependent protein serine/threonine kinase regulator activity. Lineage: Eukaryota; Metazoa; Arthropoda; Insecta; Lepidoptera; Papilionidae. Gene Ontology annotation, cellular component: transcription factor TFIIK complex; nucleus. Bases 92 to 1069 code for a protein of 325 amino acids. Gene Ontology annotation, biological process: regulation of transcription by RNA polymerase II; DNA-templated transcription; regulation of cyclin-dependent protein serine/threonine kinase activity. The record is from RefSeq and is a predicted model, not a curated record.